Ostreobium quekettii is the source of this 465-nucleotide messenger RNA. The record is from the annotation of a GenBank genome assembly. NCBI's taxonomy places the organism in Eukaryota, Viridiplantae, Chlorophyta, Ulvophyceae, Bryopsidales, Ostreobiaceae.
AUGCCGGGUGCGCCGGCGGGGGCCCAGCCCGCCGCGAACGGGAGGAUGGGGCGCACGGACGGAGGGACGUCAGGUGGCGCGGCGGCCUCGGAGCCCAGCAGUGGGGAGGACAACGCCAGGGAGGGGGCCGGCAACGACGCACCCUUCGCUGGUAUGGGCACCGAGAUUCGAGUGACGGCGCAGGGGCACCUGCGCGGCUACGCCAAGUUCGCCAGCGUCCAGCUCCAGGAGAAGGAGGCCAAGGCGGUGGUGGUGCGCGCCCUGGGCAACGCCAUCGGAAAGGCCUGCACGCUGUCGCAGAUAAUCAAGCGUGAGGUCCCUGGCCUGUGCGACAAUGCGCACACGGGGUCAGUGUGGGUGGCUGGCAGGUCGGCGGAUGAAGAGGACAGGCAAAUUUCGAUGAUUUCCAUCUUGUUGUCCAGGGACCUGAAUGCGAACAAGAAACAGAAAUCAAGCGCCGCAUAG